AUUAUUUCACCUAACUACUCAUUCGCAUGUGUUAAGAGAGGAAGCAGGUGGGAGUGCAAGGCUUGCGAUUGGCCUGUGCACCUUAACUCAACGUUCGGGCGUCGAUCCUUGAGUUUAUUCCAUAUACCGUAAGUUUACGAAGUCUUGCGCACGGUGGGUUACUUGUCAUUGACUAAAAUUUUUCGUUAAAUCACUCGGUGAAACAUGGACAAAAUUAUCAUCGGCGCAUUACUCGCAUUGUUUGCAUUGUCACAAAGCAACGCCCUGGAAUGCUAUGUCUGUCAGAAUCAGGAAGGAAACAUCGAAAAAUGCCUAAACACGAUAAAAACAUGUGAACAAGAACAAGACGUUUGCUUGUCAGAAAUUAAAUGGGGCAGUACACCAUAUUGGUCCCAAGGAGCCAAAAAGCAAUAUUAUAUAUCAAAACGAUGUUCAACGAAAAAAGAAUGCGAAAGAACAAGACGGAAUAACAUGAAGGACUGCACACAUAUAUGGUACCAGGAUUGGAAGUGUUCUGAAUGUUGCCAGGGCGAUCGAUGCAACUAUUACAUUAUCUCCGAUGCAACGAAGACCAAUAUGCAUAUUUCUAUCUUAGCAUUGAUAGCAGUAUCGUAUUACUUGGUUAUGUAAGGUUAAGAAACAUCUGCCAACUGCUAGUAUGCAGUACACACUUGAGGAAUAUGUUCAUUCCUAGUGAAAAAAGCCUUCAAAAUAUUUAUUUAUCCAGUAGCAAACUACACGUAAACAUUAUGGGGCCAAAGGAUCUCACAAUGUGCAUAUUCACGUAUUUGUAGUGAAUUUUUUACUCAAUGCUGUGCAGAUCUGAGCAUUGUAAAUGCAUCAAAUUAAUUGGCAUUUAUAUAUUGCAAUCAACUUCUGAAAUGAUAUGAAAAUUUUUAGACAACUUAGAGACGUUUCAAUUUUAUCAUCGAAGAGGAUAUUUUACCUUCAAUAUUUUCAUAUUUACAUUUACUUUUUGAUUUUAUGCAAUGCUGAAUUUCAACACCAAAUUUAUCUAAAGAAUAUCUACAUUUAUUUUAACUGUUGGAAUUGUCUAGCAGAAGUGAUGAAAGUAACAGUUGUAGAAUCAAAAUCGUCAUACUGUGUUACUCACAUCAGUAUGUUUUUUUUCUUAUGUGAAAUCUCAUGGAAAGAUCUAAUCUAUUCAAAACCAUUCCGUGUUUUUUACAAUGAAUGUAUUCAUUCAAUGUGUUCUAGUUAGUAUAUAGUUUGAUACAAAUAUUCGAUGUUCUAAGUCCAAAGGCAGUCUGUUAUAUUUUUAUAAUAUUUAUUAUUCAUACCCUUUUACCUUGGCAGCAAACAAGCUUUUCGACAAAAAUCACCCAAUCUAAAUAGGCAGCUGAUUUUUAUGGUUUACUCUGUAAAUUAUACAAUUACUUCGCUAUAAGCCAUAUUUUACAGAUAAGUUUAUUUCCACAGUGAAAGUAUACUACUUAUUACCUAAUCAAUUUACGGCCGUGUCCUGUAAUCCAAAUUUAUAUUUUUAUUUGAUUUUACGCAUGAAAUGUUCAUCAUUCACUAUUGCGAAUACAAACUCUCAUCACUUUUCCACAAGGAGAAUCUCAGACACUUAGUCUAAUAUUUUUUGGAAAUGUUUUUGUGGAUUAGAAUAGUGAACAAGGGUUGAAAUUUUAUUCAAAUAAUCUUCUAUAUAUACUUGUACAUCCUUGCUGCUAAAACUCCAAGCUAUAAGCAAAGUAAAAAUAUUCCAGAAUUUCCUGUGUAGAAUGUACUAAAUAAUAUUUGGUAAUCUUUACUUUCGCGCACAUAGUUUAAUUCGAUUUGAUUCCGCCGAUUUAUGGCAACAUGUCCAAAUUACAGUUUUUUAAACUGACAAUUUCUCAACAUACAUUUAAAAAUUCGAAAUAUGAAAAAUGUCUUUAUAUAUUGCAAGCUAAGUAUCUAGUAGUAAGUUUAGUUAUUAGAAAUAUACUGGAUAAAGAAACUUUUUAAGUAACGUGAUAUUCGCGUUGUUAUGACUAUGUACAAAAUAAA
Molecule: messenger RNA, 2016 nt
Organism: Neodiprion virginianus
Lineage: Eukaryota; Metazoa; Arthropoda; Insecta; Hymenoptera; Diprionidae
Exons: 4
Coding region: 205-630 (141 amino acids)
Source: RefSeq, a predicted model, not a curated record